UCAACAGUGAAUGACUGAAGUCGGACCCGUGCCGGGAGUUUUACACUUUUUCUCUCUUUUAAACAUCACAUUUAUCUUCCCGUGUUAUCAGCACCAUACACGUCGGUGUGCCUGCGGCAGAUUUCUGGAGACAUGGCCACAGAGCAUAUAAAUGGAAAUGGUCCAGAAGAGCCAAUGGACACCUCCGCUGCAGUUACCCAUUCUGAGCACUUCCAGACUUUAUUAGAAGCUGGUUUACCACAGAAAGUUGCUGAAAAACUAGAUGAAAUUUACAUAGCAGGUUUGGUGUCUCACAGUGAUUUAGACGACCGAGCGAUCGAAGCCCUGAAAGAAUUCAACGAAGAAGGUGCUCUCCAAGUCCUUUUGCAAUUCAAGGACAGUGACCUCUCACAUGUUCAGAACAAAAGUGCCUUUCUUUGUGGCGUGAUGAAGACAUACAGACAGAGAGAGAAACAAGGGACCAAAGUGUCGGAUACCAAUAAAGGACCAGAUGAAGCCAAAAUCAAAGCUUUGCUGGAGAGGACUGGCUACACACUUGAUGUGACAACAGGACAGAGGAAGUAUGGUGGUCCUCCACCAGAGUCCGCUCACUCAGGGGGCCAGCCCACCAUCGGUACAGAGAUAUUUGUAGGUAAAAUCCCAAGAGAUCUUUUUGAGGAUGAGCUGGUUCCAUUGUUUGAGAAAGCUGGCCCCAUCUGGGACUUGCGCCUGAUGAUGGAUCCUCUGAGUGGUCUUAAUAGAGGCUACGCCUUUAUCACUUACUGCACGAAGGAAGCUGCACAGCAGGCUGUUAAACUGUGCAACAACAAUGAAAUUCGACCAGGUAAACACAUUGGCGUAUGCAUCUCUGUGGCCAAUAAUAGACUGUUUGUUGGUUCCAUCCCCAAGAGUAAAACAAAAGAGCAAAUUGUUGAAGAAUUUGCAAAGGUUACAGAGGGUCUAAAUGAUGUCAUAUUAUACCACCAGCCAGAUGACAAAAAAAAGAAUCGAGGCUUUUGCUUCCUGGAGUAUGAAGACCAUAAGACGGCAGCUCAGGCUCGCCGCCGCCUGAUGAGUGGCAAGGUGAAGGUGUGGGGAAAUGUGGUCACUGUGGAGUGGGCUGACCCUAUUGAGGACCCAGACCCAGAAGUCAUGGCUAAGGUCAAGGUGCUGUUUGUGAGGAACUUAGCAAGCACCGUUACAGAGGAAACGCUUGAAAAAACAUUUAGUCAGUUUGGCAAGCUGGAGAGAGUGAAAAAACUGAAAGACUACGCCUUCAUUCACUUUGAAGAAAGAGAUGCUGCUGUCAAGGCGUUAGCUGAGUUUAAUGGCAAAGACCUCGAAGGAGAGCACAUCGAAAUUGUCUUUGCCAAGCCCCCUGACCAGAAGAGGAAAGAACGCAAAGCCCAGAGACAAGCUGCCAAAACACAAAUGUAUGAUGAGUACUAUUAUUAUGGCCCUCCCCACAUGCCACCACCCACAAGAGGAAGAGGAAGAGGUGGGCGAGGAGGUUAUUCUUACCCUCAUGACUAUUACGGCUAUGAAGACUAUUACGAUUACUAUGGGUAUGAUUACCACAACUACCGAGGUGGUUAUGAUGACCCCUACUAUGGCUAUGAAGACUUCCAAGGGUCCGGGAGAGGACGGGCAGUAAGAGGAGUCCGUGGAGGUGUAGCUCAGACCAGAGGUCGCGGUGCUGUCACCACGAGGGGCCGGGUGGGCUUCACUCAACGAGGAGGCCUCAUAUCAGCCAGAGCAGGGAAACGGGGCCGAGGGCGGUCCUGACCUGUCCCAGUGGAAGCUGACUUGAUGUGUGGGGCUACACCAGAAGCUGCAAUGGAUGUUGACAUAACAAGUGUGACAAAAAAGGUCCAAUGAUAUUCCAGCCUUACGGAAGAAGCGUCUCCCCAUCGCCCCCUCUUUUUUUGUUUUGUUUUGUUUUGUUCUUAGAAACUGCCACCUCAAAAAUUGUCCAGAGGAUUCUGACUACAUUUGCCACAGCCUCUUUGCCCUUACUCCCCAUAUGUUGCCCUGAUUUUUAGGGUUUUAUGAAUUGCCCUUACAAUCUACCCCUUCCCUGUCCCUGAACAUGCCAUUUAAAAAAAUAAUUAUUGAAGAAAUUGCACUUUUUAAGUUCUUAGGUUUGAAGUGGCUCAAAUGAGCUUGAUACUAUUGUAUAUUUUUGUGCUAACUGCAAUUUUAUUGUUGGAAUAUCCAUGAUAUUGUUUGAUCUGGAUGUUUGAAAUGGAACAUUUGCAGGGUUUUAGGGUGUACCCACCUGGCAUGGAGAAGUCAGGCAUUCCAGGAAAGUGGUUCUUUUAAGAACUUGUCUUUAAAGGGUUGGUUGACUACCUCAGUACAGAGGACUAAACUACCCGGCCUGUACUGUAAAUAGGGAAACUAUAUAGAUGAAAGCAGGGCUUGUUUUCAUACAAAAUAUGCACAAGAGCUGCAGCGCAAAAAUGAUGUACUUAAUGUAAUAUACUCCUUUUAGCUGCAGCUCUGCAGACUGCAAACAGUCAAGCUGGGCAUGCUAAGCAAUCUCAUAUGAUGAGUCUAAACAAGCCCUUCUUUUAUCCUAUUUUGAACUGAAUUAGCUGCCUUGCUUCUUCAGCAUAUGUAGUUACUGGUUGUAUAGUUUUCUCGGAAAAUGUUACGUUUUGUAAAGGAUUAAAAGUCACAGGCGUCCAACUGCCUUUGACUUUAAAAAAAAAAAAAAAA
Messenger RNA from Nematolebias whitei (Rio pearlfish), 2700 nucleotides. RefSeq names its product heterogeneous nuclear ribonucleoprotein Q. Bases 133 to 1764 code for a protein of 543 amino acids. Gene Ontology annotation, molecular function: mRNA 5'-UTR binding. The record is from RefSeq and is a predicted model, not a curated record. Gene Ontology annotation, cellular component: ribonucleoprotein complex; nucleus; CRD-mediated mRNA stability complex. The transcript has 12 exons. Gene Ontology annotation, biological process: CRD-mediated mRNA stabilization. Lineage: Eukaryota; Metazoa; Chordata; Actinopteri; Cyprinodontiformes; Rivulidae.